CACUUCUCAAUGAUGUUGCUAGGAGUGAAAAAGAUUAUGAUCCAUUUGCUGAUCGUCGAAGACCUACAAUUGCAGAUAGGGAAGAUGAAUAUAGGCAAAAAAGAAGAAAAAUGAUCAUCUCCCCAGAACGUGUAGAUCCAUUUGCUGAUGGUGAGUAACAUUUCUCUCUUUAUUGUUAUUAUGCACAAUUGAAAUGUAUUCUGAUUUGGAGGUUGAAAACCCUUUAUGUAAGAAGAUAAUAAUGUUUGUUUUUCAAGCUGUCAAUGAAUUCUGGAAUAAAGAUCAAUUCUAUGAAAAUUUAAACUAUUUUGAAAAUAGUGUAAUACUCAUAUUCUCGAUAAAACAUUCAAUAUAGAUUGGUACCUCAAUAUAUGUAUUUGUUCACGAUUUUUGAAGGUUGUUCCCUUGAAAAAUAAACAAAUAUUAUAUUAAAAUGGUUGAAUUUCAAUCUUCAAAGUAAAUAUUUUAUUGGGGGUAUAAAAUGAUUAUGAAAGAAAUCACUAGAGCGAAUGUUGGAUGAGUGAGGCUUUGAGAAAAGUAGAAUAAAAUAAAAGAGUAUAAAAUCAAACUAAUGAUAGUCAUUUUCUUCUGGAUGGAUAAAUUCCUACAGGUCAUCUUAUUCAAGAGGUUUGUUGACUACUUAAAGACAACGGAUCGACUCGUAAAAAGUAUGAAGGUGAUAAAUUCUGCUCAGUGCGAAAGUGUGUGUGAGUUGUAUAGAAAAUUAUUAAUUACCCCAGGCUAUUUCUAGGUUCGAUUCUCCAGUUGUUUUUUGAAGGAACUGCCAAUGUGGUUGGAUCAAAUCAUGAGGAAAAACGCCAGAUCUGAAUGCACGUGGAUACUCUCAGAUUAUGAAAGAGCAGAUUCUCAAAGGAGAAGAAAACGAAAUACGGAAAAAAAUUCUAGACAAAGCGAAGGAUGGUUCACUUAAGGUUAUUAACGGAGAAUCAAAAGGACCUAAGAAGAGGGGGCGUUGGGAUCAAACCAUUGAUGAAGUUUUUGUUCCGAGUAAGAAGAAAAUACUGUCUGUUUCUACACCAAGCGGCGCAGAAGCUGCAACACCCGUAUGGGGAGACGCAGAUAAAACCCCAGCGGAUCAUCGUUGGGAUGAAACUCCAGGCCACAAGGGCAGCGAAACACCAGGGGCGACUCCGGGUCAAUCGACAAGACAGUGGGACGCAACACCUGGAGCUGCCACACCGGGUCGUGAAACUCCUGGACACGAUAAGAGCGUCUCGAGAAGAAAUCGUUGGGACGAAACCCCCAAGACUGAGAGAGAAACUCCUGGCCAUUCGAGCGGUUGGGCUGAGACCCCCAGAACGGACAGAACUGGCGCUGACUUGAUUCAAGACACUCCAACUCCGGGAGCAUCUAAAAGAAGAUCACGAUGGGAUGAAACACCCUCUGCGGCAACGCCUUCUCAAACGAUGACUCCUGGGGCCAUGACACCCCAAACUCCUCACGGAACCCCAGGACAUGCCACACCUCUGAUGACACCGGGAGGUUCUACACCUGUUGGCGUUAAAGCCAUGGCCAUGGCCACACCGACUCCAGGCCAUUUGGCAUCCAUGACGCCAGAGCAGCUUCAAGCCUACCGAUGGGAAAGAGAGAUCGAUGAGAGAAACAGACCUUACACAGACGAUGAAUUAGAUUCUAUGUUUCCACCAGGUUAUAAAAUCUUGCCUCCACCUGCUGGUUAUAUUCCGAUAAGAACACCAGCUCGUAAACUUACCGCAACUCCCACACCCUUGAUUGGAGGUACCCCAACCGGCUUCUUCAUUCAGCAAGAGGACAGGAGUGCCAAAUAUCUAGAUAAUCAGCCGAAAGGACAAAAUUUACCCUUCAUGAAACCGGAAGACGCACAAUACUUCGACAAGUUGUUGGUGGACGUUGACGAAGAUGCUCUCAGUCCUGAAGAACAAAAAGAGAGGAAAAUCAUGAAGUUGCUGCUCAAAAUUAAGAAUGGAACUCCACCGAUGAGAAAAGCGGCCCUGAGGCAGAUCACCGAUAAGGCUCGCGAAUUCGGGGCCGGGCCACUUUUCAACCAGAUCUUGCCCCUUUUGAUGAGUCCCACUCUCGAAGAUCAAGAACGUCAUCUUUUAGUCAAGGUCAUAGACAGAAUUUUGUACAAACUCGACGAUCUGGUGAGACCGUACGUCCACAAGAUUCUCGUCGUCAUCGAACCCUUGCUCAUUGAUGAAGACUACUAUGCCAGAGUGGAGGGUAGGGAGAUUAUCUCGAAUCUCGCCAAAGCUGCGGGUCUAGCAACUAUGAUUUCCACGAUGAGACCGGAUAUCGAUAAUAUAGAUGAAUACGUGAGAAACACCACCGCCAGGGCGUUUGCCGUUGUGGCUUCAGCGCUCGGAAUCCCCUCGCUUUUGCCCUUCUUGAAAGCCGUGUGCAGGUCCAAAAAAUCAUGGCAAGCUAGACAUACCGGUAUUAAAAUCGUUCAGCAGAUAGCCAUCUUGAUGGGUUGUGCCAUUCUACCUCACUUGAAGUCGUUAGUAGAAAUCAUCGAGCACGGUCUAGUAGACGAACAACAGAAAGUUAGGACCAUCACUGCUUUAGGUAUAGCUGCCCUGGCUGAAGCUGCAACACCCUACGGUAUCGAAAGUUUCGACUCCGUACUGAAACCUCUGUGGAGAGGUAUAAGAACGCACAGAGGAAAAGGUCUAGCCGCUUUCCUCAAAGCCAUUGGAUAUCUGAUACCCCUCAUGGACGCCGAAUACGCCAAUUACUACACCAGAGAAGUGAUGCUGAUUUUGAUCCGAGAGUUCCAGUCUCCAGACGAAGAAAUGAAGAAGAUCGUCCUGAAGGUGGUGAAGCAAUGUUGUUCGACGGACGGUGUGGAAUCUCAGUACAUCAAAGACGAGAUCCUACCGCAGUUCUUCAAACACUUCUGGAAUCACAGGAUGGCCUUGGACAGAAGAAACUACAGGCAAUUGGUGGAUACGACCGUGGAGAUCGCCAAUAAAGUAGGAGCUUCGGAAAUUAUCAACCGAAUCGUUGAUGAUCUCAAAGACGAAAACGAACAAUACAGAAAGAUGGUAAUGGAGAGCAUCGAAAAGAUAAUGGGCAAUUUGGGUGCGGCAGACAUCGAUUCGCGAUUGGAAGAACAGCUCAUCGACGGCAUUCUGUACGCGUUCCAAGAACAGACCACCGAAGACGUUGUAAUGUUGAACGGUUUCGGAACGAUUGUGAACCAGUUGGGAAAGAGGGUCAAGCCUUACCUGCCUCAAAUAUGCGGUACGAUCCUUUGGAGGUUGAACAACAAAUCCGCGAAGGUACGUCAGCAAGCCGCCGAUCUCAUUUCGCGCAUCGCCAUCGUUAUGAAAACGUGUCAAGAAGAGAAACUGAUGGGUCACUUGGGCGUGGUACUUUACGAAUGUCUGGGAGAAGAAUACCCCGAAGUCCUAGGUUCCAUAUUGGGGGCGUUGAAGGCCAUCGUUAACGUGAUUGGUAUGACGAAGAUGACUCCGCCCAUUAAGGAUCUGCUGCCACGCCUCACGCCCAUCCUGAAGAAUCGUCACGAGAAAGUGCAGGAGAACUGCAUCGAUUUGGUUGGAAGGAUCGCCGAUAGGGGUCCCGAAUACGUGUCCGCCAGAGAGUGGAUGAGGAUCUGUUUCGAACUUUUGGAAUUGCUGAAGGCCCACAAGAAGGCCAUUCGUCGAGCCACCGUGAACACCUUCGGCUACAUAGCCAAGGCUAUAGGUCCCCACGACGUGUUGGCGACCCUUCUGAACAACUUGAAGGUUCAAGAGAGACAGAACAGGGUUUGUACGACGGUGGCCAUCGCUAUAGUGGCGGAAACUUGUUCCCCCUUCACCGUGCUGCCAGCCCUGAUGAACGAGUAUCGAGUGCCCGAGCUGAACGUACAGAACGGUGUCCUGAAAUCGCUCUCUUUCCUCUUCGAGUACAUCGGAGAGAUGGGCAAAGAUUACAUUUACGCCGUGGCCCCCCUUCUCGAGGACGCGUUGAUGGACAGGGAUCUGGUUCACAGGCAGACGGCCUGCGCCGCCAUCAAACACAUGGCUUUGGGAGUUUACGGUUUCGGAUGCGAGGAUGCCCUGAUCCAUCUGCUGAACUACGUCUGGCCCAAUAUUUUCGAAACUUCGCCCCAUCUUGUGCAGGCGUUUAUGGACGCUAUAGAAGGGAUGAGAGUCGCCCUGGGGCCGAUUAAAAUUCUACAGUACUCGUUACAGGGUCUGUUUCAUCCUGCCAGAAAAGUAAGAGAUGUUUAUUGGAAAAUAUACAACUCGCUUUAUAUUGGGGGGCAAGAUUCAUUAGUAGCUGGAUAUCCAAGAAUAACAAAUGAUCCUAAAAACCAGUACAUCCGAUAUGAACUAGAUUAUGUUCUUUAAAAUGAUGAUUGCUUUUUUAUUCUUUUGUAUCAAACUCUGUAUUGACAUUGAAGUUAUCGUAUUUUCAGUUCGUAUGUAACUUUUCAGAAAAGAUUCACCUCUUUAUUCAUUUAGCGUGAUCAGUUUUUCAUAUUUCAACUUGAACUUGUGGUAAUUUCUUCAAUAUGCUCAGAUGUUGCUUGAUGAAAGAAUAUGUGUUCUUGUACAGAAUAUUUGACAUCUGUAGUUGUAACUAAGUAGGCAAAGCUGAAAUUUAGGGGAGGAAGAUUAGUAACUAUGUUCCUCCUCAACACUUGUUUGUAAAAUAGAAAUCUAUGUAAUAAAGAAAAUUAUAAAGAA
This is a messenger RNA of Harmonia axyridis, 4700 nucleotides long. It is a transcript of the gene Sf3b1, whose product is annotated as splicing factor 3B subunit 1. The coding region runs from base 852 to 4361 and encodes 1169 amino acids. The record is from RefSeq and is a predicted model, not a curated record. Lineage: Eukaryota; Metazoa; Arthropoda; Insecta; Coleoptera; Coccinellidae. Gene Ontology annotation, biological process: spliceosomal complex assembly. Gene Ontology annotation, molecular function: mRNA binding. The transcript is spliced from 11 exons. Gene Ontology annotation, cellular component: U12-type spliceosomal complex; U2 snRNP; catalytic step 2 spliceosome.